UUGCGGUGGGUGAUCUCCUCUAUGCGGUUGUGAUCUCCUCUGUGCGGUGGGUGACCUCUUUUGCAGGGUGGGGGCAGGGUGAUCCCUCAGACCUGGAAUCCGUGGAAUGUGCACAGGGUUGGUCGUCCUCCUGUGUCCGGCCUGGUUCACAUUCCUUACACUUCCUGGGAGAGGAGGAGGAGGGGGAGGACUGAGGCCGGGACACUCACUCAGCUCUGAUCCUCCUGCAGUCUGUACCUGGAUCUAGAACUUUCAGGACUUGUGUUUGGGACAUAUGGCGCAGACCGGCCCUGCGGAGGCUGUGUCGUCAGUCAUGUGCCCAUCUCACUGCCCCCAGUGCCAGGACUUGUUCUCUGACCCCCGAGUGCUGCCCUGUCUACACACUCUGUGCAUGAGCUGCCUCCAAAGCCUGGAGCCCUUCAGCACGCUGGAGCGAGGGCAGAAACUAGGGACCCGGCAGAGCGUCCUGUGCCCGGUGUGUGACGCCGAGGUCUCCCUACCCCCAGGAGGGGUUCAUCAUCUGUUACCGGACCGGCUGGCACAGACAGAGGUGCUGCUCGAGCGGCUGCGGCGCGGUGGGGACCAGAUGCCAUGCGAUCUGUGCGCAGAUGGUACAGGAGAGAGACGAUGCCAGGACUGCAGGGUGACCAUGUGCGAGUUCUGCUGUGUGGCACACAGGCGGCAGAAGCGGACGGCGGGCCACUGUGUGCUGCUCCUUCAGGACCUCCCCCCAGGCUCCUCCCUGUCUCCGGCAGCGGUCUGCACCCUCCAUCCUCUAGAGGAGCUGUGCCUGUUCUGCGAGUCCUGUGCUCUUCCCUCCUGUCGGGACUGCGCUCUGGUCAAGCACUUGGGCCAUGAUAUUCGUCCAGUUAUGGAAGUCGCAGGGAGGCAUCGGGCACAAUUACAAGGAGCUUUACUAAAAUCUGAGCCUCAGCUGGAGGCCCUGGAGGCUGCCCUUUAUGUUGUACAAGAAGCAGGAGAAGAUUUAAAGAGAAGUGCGGAUCUUCUGCGGAAGGAGGUGGAGGCUUUCACGGAGGGGUAUAUACAUGCCGUUCAGGAGCACAGGGUAAGGCUCCUCCAGGACAUAGAGGAGGAGGUGCGCCGUAAGGACCAAGCCUUGAGUCUACAGAGAGCUCGGAUACAUCAACAGCUGACGGACCUACGUACUGCCACCACAUUUACUCGAGGCCUGCUGGACCACGGACCUGACCUCCAUCUUGUCCAAGCCCGGGCCUUGGUAAUUGGUCGCGUCAAGGAGCUAAACCAAAGAGAUCAUAACCAAAUGGAACAUGCGGAGGCCGACAGAAUAGUAUUCAAUGCCAAGGAGGAGGCAGGACUGUGCCAAGGGUAUCACAUGUAUGGCAGGGUGCAAAGUGCUGCUGUGGAUCCGGAGAGGUGUCAGGUCAGAGGACCAGGUCUCCAGUCUGGGCAGAAAGGAAAACUCUGCAGCUUUACCCUCACCUGUAACACUAAAUCUGGAGAUCAGCUGGAUCAUAAUGGGGCCUCGCCGCGAGUCAUCAUCCUGCAUAAAGAGUCUGGCAGAUCUUUGCAGGCCUCGAUUCAGGAUAACCACGAUGGAACAUACAACAUCUCGUACAUCCCCACAGAGACAGGUCAGAUGUCCAUAAGUGUGUAUAUAAAAGGACGCCAUAUCAGGAGCUCCCCUUUUACCGUCACCGUUAGGGGAUCAUCACACCAGCAUCGUGGGAUCUAUCACUGCUGCUCAUUCUGUUCCAGUGGUGGCCAAAAGGAUGCCCGUUGUGGCUGUGGUGGGACAAUGCCAGGUAGUUUCCAGGGUUGUGGUCAUGGUCACAAAGGUCAUCCUGGCCAGUCCCACUGGUCUUGUUGUGGAUCCACUACUGAGACAUCGGAGUGUACUGGUGUGAAGGAUUCAGCCCCCCGCAAUCUGCUCCGGACUGUAGCCUUAUAAUGCUAGAAGCCACUUCAGACUAUCAGGCCACAUUGAAAUGACAGUAUACACCGUUCUCUUGUCGUCUUUGUAAGACAAAACCAAAAAGACAACUAACAGAGAGAAGAACCAUAACGGAUAGAACUGCAAGACUUUGUGAAAUCCUGACCAACAUAGGCCCAUGCCAAGUGGACUCUGGGUCAUGUCACCCUACAGGCUGAGACUUAGCAGUUCCAUCUCUGGGACAAUGGCUCCAAUUAAUGUUCAUUGUGGUUUAUGGUCAAACUGGUGAAAAUGAGACAAUUCCCAUCUCAUCACCAACAUGCCAGAAUGAAGAAAUUUAUAUAAAACAUAAGUGCCUUACGGUUUGUGCAAUAUUCUGGAGCCCUCACACGAUGGGCCCAAGGAGCCUUGUGCUGUCUGAGAAUGACAUGGAAGCCAUAAAUAAAAUGUCUUAUUCGUAUUUCCCAUGAAGCAUUAUUUCUGACAGAUCUUAUUGGGCCUCCAUCUCUCUCCUCCUUUGUCAGAUGCGUUAGCACUAAUCUCUUACCCAGCGGCUCUCACACAACCUUCUAACACUGCUUCCCCACUGAUCUAAGUUAUUAUGGCGGUCUUCACUUCUCUCAUACUCCUUCACUUCUCCCAGUCAUGGAGGAGAUUUAACCUCUUCCUCUCCUCCGGUAUCUUUCCCUCCUCACUCAAACAUUCUUCCAUAACCCUAUUACUGACCCAUCUCUGGACCUGUCCUGUGUCUCUUCAUCACCAAACUCCUGGAACACUU
Messenger RNA from Hyla sarda, 2690 nucleotides. It is a transcript of the gene TRIM45, whose product is annotated as tripartite motif containing 45. The transcript has 6 exons. Gene Ontology annotation, molecular function: protein binding; zinc ion binding; ubiquitin-protein transferase activity. The record is from RefSeq and is a predicted model, not a curated record. Bases 275 to 1930 code for a protein of 551 amino acids. NCBI's taxonomy places the organism in Eukaryota, Metazoa, Chordata, Amphibia, Anura, Hylidae. Gene Ontology annotation, cellular component: chromatin; nucleoplasm. Gene Ontology annotation, biological process: positive regulation of DNA-templated transcription.